UCCAGAUUUUUAUGCAAGACAAAAACUGUGUAAGUGUAACUCUGUAAUGCAGAACAUGCAUCAGAGUUACACCUGUCAUGCCAGACAACCAUGAAGUCCUCCUUUCACGUGUGUUUUCCCUUAAAAGCCGCGCAUGACAGGCUUUCUCUGUCAUGUAGAGCAAAUUUGUGAUGCUGUCAACCAAAGAAAGUUACACUAACACAGUUUUUUUCUUGGAUAAUUUUUGCCGAGUAUUCAAUUCAAAUCCGUUUUUCGUCCGCCCCCAUGACAGACUCAAAAAUAUUCUGACGGGCACGGGAUUUUUUUCUUCUUUUUAGUACGCAUGGUUAGAUGGCCUUAGUUGUCCUCAAACGCGAUAGCCACAGGCGGUUACGACAUUCUCAAAUGAAACCACAAAUUCAAUCGAUUUUCCAGAUUUUCAUACGUUUACUUUACACAUGCGAAGGGAUGGAUCAACUUUUUCAUCUCAAAACAUCGACAGGUACAAGACACGGACAGAGGAGCUCCAGGCAAGAAAAGCGGAGUUUCGAUUGGCGGACAAGGAACGGACAGAGAUACGGAGCAAGCUCGAGCAAGAAAAACUAAAGCGGAAACAAGACUUUCUGACGGGCUUCAAUGUGAUCAGCCUGAAACUGAAGGAGAUGUACCAGCUAUGAAAAAAAGAAAACAUGAGCACGUCCAUAACUCUGCAGGUUUCAUCGCAAGAUGGUUUCAGUCCGCAUGAGGAUUUUUUCUUGCAGACUGAAGACAUCGGGUCUUACACUUACUGCAGAUGAAACACCAAGGAAUGAAGCGCGUUUGCGCAGCUAGCUUAGCUUGACUCCGAUGAACUUCUACGCAUGAAUAUUGAGUUGCAAAAAUGCACGAAAGUGAUUGUGCUGAUGUUUUUUUCCUGAAUACCAGAUGAUCACUCUCGGGGGCGACGCGGAGCUGGAGCUAGUCGACACCUAUGACCCCUUCCAGGAGGGCGUCAUGUUCUCCGUGCGACCAAAGUUGAAAAGCUGGAAACAAAUCACGAAUCUUAGCGGUAGUGAAUUGCUAUUUUUAUCUACCUGUGCAACAGAUGAAAUUGAAAACGAAUAUCGUCCAAACGAUGAUCAUGACCUGGGGAUCGGUGAUAUAAUUAUGCGCAACAUUCACAUUGAGUUGACAUUCAAAUUUCUAAAAAUAAUUUAGGUGGCGAAAAGACCCUGGCGUCGCUCGCUUUAGUUUUCGCGUUGCACCACUACCGGCCCACUCCGAUUUACUUCAUGGACGAGAUCGAUGCGGCGCUGGACUUCCGGAACGUGAGCAUCAUUGCCAACUACAUCAAGCAAAACACGAAGAAUGCGCAGUUCAUCAUUAUUUCGCUGCGGAACCACAUGUUCGAGCUCGCCGACCAGCUCGUGGGCGUGUGCAAGAAGAACGAUCAGUCUAUUAUCAAAUGUAAAAAUGUCUGGGUCUGGAAGAAUCCGAAAUUUGUUAUGCUGCUUUUGCAUGACACAGAAUGUCUGUCAUGGAAGCCCUAGCAUCACAGAUUUUUAGAGGCCUUCCUGAUGCCUAUUCCGCAUGAAAAACGCCCUCCACGCGUAGCACAAACCGGACUCCUCUUGCUAGUCAUGCAAUACAGAAUUUUUUAGAGUCCAAAGUUAGCAUCACAAGUUCCAACCUUCCAGACCCAGACAUUUUUGCAAUCCAUAUCUAUGUCGGUGUCCGUAAACCCCGAGAAGUUCAUUGCCGGGAAGAAAAAGAGAGGCGCGCUUGGCUACGAAGAAGACAAGAAGGUACAGCAUCUGAUCAAGCGGUUUCGGGACAUCAAAAAAGACCUGAAAGGGCGAGGCAAGGAGCACAUCUUGCCGGCAGUUUCCCGCCACGCCUCCCUAUCAAGUGAAAAAAUGUCUGGGUCUGGAAGGGUGUAAACUUGUCAUGCAGAUUUUCCAUGACCCGCGAGGUCUGGAAUGCGGGACUUAGCAUGACAGACUCUGCGAGGUCUCUGCCAUCCUUAUCCUGCAUGAGAAACUCCCUUCCAGCUUGGUCGAAAGUGGACAGCUUUUGGCACUCAUGCAACACAGAUUUUUGUAUGCUUCAGAUUUACCAUGACAAGUUACCACCUUCCAGACCCAGACAUAUUUGCAAUUCAUACUCCCCGCGGGGCAGCAAAAAGCCGACGAAAACGAAUCCCACAGCCGAGGACGUAUCAAAUGUAAAAAUGUCUGGGUCUGGAAGAUUCAUGCUGUUCUUGCAUGACACAGAAGGUCUGGCAUGGAAGCUCUAGCAUCACAGGUUUCGAGAAGCUUCCGCAAUGCCGAACCCGCAUGAGAAAUCCCCCAUUAUGGCGACAGAAUUGAGCAGCUUUUGCUACCGAUGCAUGAGAGAUUUUUCUGUGUUCGAAAAAGCGCAUCACAAGUUCGGAUCGUUCCAGACCCAGACAUUUUUACAUUUGAUAGGACGCGGGAGAGAGCAACGCCAACGAGGAAUAGCGAGACGAACACGUUACACGUUCCGACAGAGACGCUGCAGCUCCCGAUUAGUCUGGGUCUGAUCCUAGAAGGAAAAGGACGCUAUAGGGUUUUGUAUAGGAACACAGACAGGAUAGAUUGAUAUAUCAACGGUCACUAGAUUUCCAUAUUCUUUCAAACAAGGAGAUGAAGACACAGUCAAUGAGUAAAACUAAAAUGAGUAUGGAAGCUUUUACGCGGAUUUACUUUCAAAACAGGUUAAACUUAAAACAGCGAAAGAAAUCAAUGCUGGAAAACAAACAGCACUUCCGUUUGUCGUUUUUUUUUCGGUCUUCCGAAACAAAACAGGAUUCGAGAGAGCUACAGGCUCCCGUUGAUAUCAUUCCCGCUAAUCAACGGAAAAAGUGGCGUUGCUGCUUGAC
Amoebophrya sp. A120 is the source of this 2860-nucleotide messenger RNA. The record is from the annotation of a GenBank genome assembly. NCBI's taxonomy places the organism in Eukaryota, Dinophyceae, Syndiniales, Amoebophryaceae.